AUGCUUCCUGCUCCUCCUGCUCCAGUUAUCUCUUCCGAGGAUGUUCAAGUAGGGAACAUCAUUAUUGAGGCAAUUAAAAUGACCGGGGAUGCAAACGUACCUCGUGGUGUUCGUACGUUUUUCGGAUUUGUAGAUCAUCCUGAAACAUGGAGUGGACCGUCUGAGAAUGGUGAAUUUGUGCCGAGAGCUACGUCUCACCCAUGGCCUCUUGCUCCUGGAUCUACCUUCCAGAGAGGGAUACCGGCGGCAGCGCUCCAUACCGACUUGUCGGAGAUGAAAGCCCAAGAUAUACCGGCUCGAGGUAUGACCAUGGCCGGUCUCAUGCGUGUGGCCGAUACUGGAUUCUCAAACCCCAAAUGGGCCAGUGCAACGGUUCACAUUGUGAGCAGACGUGAGAUCAGAGUGAUGCUAUUGGACGGUCAUCAUGUCACAACCUUCUAUAAAGUACAAAAAUCGAUGUUUGAGCCUAUGAAUUGA
Rhizoctonia solani is the source of this 477-nucleotide messenger RNA. RefSeq names its product F-box-like protein. The record is from RefSeq and is a predicted model, not a curated record. NCBI's taxonomy places the organism in Eukaryota, Fungi, Basidiomycota, Agaricomycetes, Cantharellales, Ceratobasidiaceae. Bases 1 to 477 code for a protein of 158 amino acids. The transcript is spliced from 2 exons.